GCGGAGCAGGGACAAAGUUCCCCCCCGGCGCCGCGACGAGCAUCCCCGCUCGCCCGGCCCCCCGGCUGCCGCCGCGCCUCCCCGCUUUGGGGCCGGGAUUGGGAUCAUCGGGAUCGGGAUCAGGACUAGGACCGGGCCCGGCGGGCGGCCCCCCCCCGCCCCUCCGCCGCCGCGCUCCCGCGGGGUGCCCGCCACCGCCUCCUCCUGCCGCCGCCGCGCCCGGCCAUGUCGAUGCUGCCGUCGUUUGGCUUCACGCAGGAGCAGGUCGCCUGCGUCUGCGAGGUGCUGCAGCAAGGGGGGAACCUGGAGAGGUUGGGCCGGUUCCUCUGGUCGCUGCCGGCCUGCGACCACCUGCACAAGAACGAGAGCGUCCUGAAGGCCAAGGCGGUGGUGGCCUUCCACCGCGGCAACUUCCGCGAGCUCUACAAGAUCCUGGAGAGCCACCAGUUCUCCCCCCACAACCACCCCAAGCUGCAGCAGCUCUGGCUGAAGGCUCAUUACGUGGAAGCCGAGAAACUGCGGGGCAGACCCUUGGGCGCCGUCGGCAAAUACCGCGUCCGCCGAAAAUUCCCUUUGCCCCGCACCAUCUGGGACGGCGAGGAAACCAGUUACUGCUUCAAGGAGAAAUCGCGGGGCGUGCUGCGGGAAUGGUACGCCCACAACCCCUACCCGUCCCCCCGGGAGAAGCGGGAGUUGGCGGAAGCCACCGGUCUCACCACCACCCAGGUCAGCAACUGGUUCAAGAACCGGAGGCAGCGGGACCGAGCGGCGGAGGCGAAGGAAAGGGAGAACACGGAAAACAACAACGCGGCCACCAACAAACCGAACCAGCUCUCGCCUCUGGAUGGAAGCAAACCCCUCAUGUCCAGUUCCGAGGAAGAAUUUUCUCCCCCCCAAAGCCCGGAUCAGAACUCGGUCCUGCUCUUGCAGGGGAACCUCAGCCACGCCAGGAGCUCUGGCUAUUCCCUGAGCGGCUUAACCGCAUCCCAGACCCCUCACAGCCUGCAAAGCCACCAGCUCCAGGACUCGCUGCUGGGACCCCUCACGUCCAGCCUGGUGGAUCUGGGAUCCUAAAGGCCCACGGUGGGCAGCCGGAGGAUCGGGAGAGGAGGUUCUGCUCGGGGACAGAGGCUCUGGGUUGUACAUAGAGGACAGCACCCGGUUUUACAGCUCACUCCCUGAUUUUUGACGGGACUCUCGGCUCUUUCACACAGCCCCACAUCAGCUCCUGGUUCAGUUCCCUCCCAGCGUCUCCCUCUAUCACCACGAUUUUUAUUUUAUUGUUGUUGGGGUUUUUUUGUUUGUUUGUUUUGUUGGGGUUUUUUUGUGUUUUGUUUUUUUUUCCACGUAGCCAAACGCAGAGAGCAGCAGAAACCUUCAACCCUUCGAGUUCAAAAGAGCUGGUCCCAGCGGGAAUUACAAAAAAAAAAAAAUUAAAAUAACCCCCAAAAAUAAAUAAAAUAAAAUAAAAG
Apus apus (common swift) is the source of this 1472-nucleotide messenger RNA. RefSeq names its product SIX homeobox 1 (gene SIX1). The record is from RefSeq and is a predicted model, not a curated record. Bases 226 to 1074 code for a protein of 282 amino acids. The transcript has 2 exons. Gene Ontology annotation, cellular component: nucleus; transcription regulator complex. Gene Ontology annotation, molecular function: DNA-binding transcription factor activity, RNA polymerase II-specific; RNA polymerase II cis-regulatory region sequence-specific DNA binding. Gene Ontology annotation, biological process: regulation of transcription by RNA polymerase II. Lineage: Eukaryota; Metazoa; Chordata; Aves; Apodiformes; Apodidae.